AUGAACACGUUCCGCCAGCCGGUGGUCGCCGUCUCGCACGGCGCGGGGCCGCUCUGGCUGCUGGACGAGGGCGCCGCCAACCUGAACAAACACUCGCAGUCGGCCAAGAACGUGGCCGACAUCUUCAGCAAGAUCUACAUGAGCGACGCCCAGCUGCCCAAGCGCAUCCUGUUCGUGUCUGCGCACUGGGAGGCGCGCAGCACCGGGAUCGAGGUCUCCAAGUCCGCCGCGCCCGAGAUGUUCUAUGACUACAGCGGGUUUCCGCCCGAGUCCUACGAGCUCGUAUACGGCGCCAAGGGCGACCCUGCGUUCGCUACGAGAGUCAAGGAGCAGCUGUCCAAGAGCGGUAUUACGUCCAAGCUCGUGGACCGCCCGUUCGACCACGGCGUGUUCGUGCCCAUGUUCCUCAUGCGCCCGCAGGCCGACAUCCCCAUUGUCACCAUGUCUAUCAACGACCGCAUGCUUGACGCGAAGGACCACUUCGAGCUCGGCAGGGCGCUCGCACCACUCCGAGAUGAGGACACACUGAUCAUCACGUCGGGCCAAGCCACGCAUAACAUGUACGCCGACUGGUUCCCGGAGGGCCACCCGAUUGAGCCCUGGGCACUUGAGUUCCAGAACUGGCUGGACAAAACUCUGUCGUCGGCGUCCACGCAAACCUACAAGGAGCGCAUGGAGUCCGCCAUAGCAUGGAAAAAGGCUCCGUACGCAUCGAAGUGCCAUCGCACGCCGGACCACUUCACGACGUUCGUGGUCGCGGCCGGUGCUGGCAUGGAGGAGAACCAGCCCGCAGCGAAGAAGCUCAAUGGCGGGUGGGGUCUUGGGCACAUGUCCUUUGCCUCGUACGCGUGGGGUGUGGACUCGAAUCUCAGCGACGUAGUAAAAGACGAGCUGUAG
This is a messenger RNA of Phytophthora sojae, 897 nucleotides long. RefSeq lists its product as hypothetical. The transcript has a single exon. Gene Ontology annotation, molecular function: zinc ion binding; ferrous iron binding; oxidoreductase activity, acting on single donors with incorporation of molecular oxygen. The record is from RefSeq and is a predicted model, not a curated record. Lineage: Eukaryota; Oomycota; Peronosporomycetes; Peronosporales; Peronosporaceae. Bases 1 to 897 code for a protein of 298 amino acids.